Zygotorulaspora mrakii is the source of this 621-nucleotide messenger RNA. It is a transcript of the gene SSU72, whose product is annotated as RNA polymerase II subunit A C-terminal domain phosphatase. NCBI's taxonomy places the organism in Eukaryota, Fungi, Ascomycota, Saccharomycetes, Saccharomycetales, Saccharomycetaceae. The coding region runs from base 1 to 621 and encodes 206 amino acids. The transcript has a single exon. Gene Ontology annotation, molecular function: RNA polymerase II CTD heptapeptide repeat phosphatase activity. The record is from RefSeq and is a predicted model, not a curated record. Gene Ontology annotation, biological process: termination of RNA polymerase II transcription. Gene Ontology annotation, cellular component: nucleus; mRNA cleavage and polyadenylation specificity factor complex.
AUGUCGCAUUAUCGUAGUCGUGACUUGAAGUUUUGCACCGUGUGUGCAUCAAACAAUAAUCGGUCGAUGGAAUCACAUAAAGUACUGCAAGAAGCUGGUUAUGAUGUUAGCUCAUAUGGAACUGGUUCUGCAGUAAGACUGCCUGGACUCUCCAUAGAUAAGCCAAAUGUGUACCCUUUUGGUACACCUUAUAAUGAUAUAUAUAAUGAUCUUUUAUCGCAAUCAGCAGAUCGCUACAAGUCUAACGGUCUCUUACAGAUGCUGGAUAGGAACAGAAAAUUGAAAAGAGCACCUGAAAAAUGGCACAAUAAUGUUAAAACAUUCGAUUUCGUCUUUACUUGUGAAGAGAGAUGUUUUGAUUCUGUUUGUGAGGAUUUGAUGAAUAGAGGUGGCGUCUUGAAUAAAAUUGUUCAUGUAAUAAAUAUUGACAUCAAAGAUGAUAAUGAGAACGCUAAAAUUGGUGGUAAAGCGAUACUGAAACUGGCAGAGAUGCUAAAUGGACAAGUAGAGCAAUCGGAUAAGAAUGCGGCACCUUUUGAAGAUUGUAUCAUGGAUAUUUUAACCGACUGGCAAAAACAAUAUCCUCAAUUGCCACUUUUAUAUUCACCUGCAUAUUACUGA